AUGCCUGCCAUUCAGCGCUCCGUUGUCGUCCGCGACACCCUCAACCUUAUCGCCAAGCGCAGCAACUGGGCUGGCCGCGAGGCUGGUGUCAUUGUCGUCUUCUGCGUCGUCUUCAUCGUUCUUGUCGGCCUCGUUGCUCUAUUCAUCCACAAGAAUUUGAACCUACCCCUCUCCCAUUUCACGCAAGAACAUGUCGGCCACAAUGAAGAGAUGAAGAUAGGAUGA
Messenger RNA from Neurospora hispaniola, 225 nucleotides. RefSeq lists its product as uncharacterized. The record is from RefSeq and is a predicted model, not a curated record. The transcript has 2 exons. The coding region runs from base 1 to 225 and encodes 74 amino acids. Lineage: Eukaryota; Fungi; Ascomycota; Sordariomycetes; Sordariales; Sordariaceae.